Python bivittatus (Burmese python) is the source of this 2425-nucleotide messenger RNA. RefSeq names its product CD19 molecule (gene CD19). NCBI's taxonomy places the organism in Eukaryota, Metazoa, Chordata, Lepidosauria, Squamata, Pythonidae. The record is from RefSeq and is a predicted model, not a curated record. Gene Ontology annotation, cellular component: external side of plasma membrane. Gene Ontology annotation, biological process: B cell receptor signaling pathway; B cell proliferation involved in immune response; regulation of B cell activation.
UCUAGCUGGUUGGAAGGAGACCAUGGCCCCCGUUCUGUGCUACCUGCUUCUCCUAGGGCUGACCUGCUGGACAGCAGCCACUGAAACAUCCAAGGAAACCCUGCAGGUGGUCCAAGUCGCAGAAUCCCAGAAAGUUUUUUUCUCCUGCAUGCUGGAUCAUGCACUGGCUUCAAGUGACUUAGAUCUGCUCUGGCUCGGUCCAAGAGGGAAGGAAUUGCUGUAUGUAAAUGUGAGGCAUCACCACCCAGAGGCGAGUCUGAACACUCUGUGGGGCUUGUCGAUCUGCAGGACCUUCUUGCAAAAUACCACUUGGUUUACCUGCAAAUGGAAUGGCAUGUCAGGAAAACCCCAUGUGCUCCCAAACAGGACCAGUGGAGACGACUCUGACAACAACCAAGUGGAAAUGGAAGAAUAUGAGAAAAAAGGCUAUGAAGAUGAUGGUGGUAAUUUUUCAGGACACCAGGAAAACUUAACUAAUUCAGCAAUGGAUCCCGAAUAUUUUCCUUGUGAUGCCCCAGUGCAGGGAAAUUGGACACAGGGGACACUGCUCUGGAUUCAGCAUGAUUCACCGGACCAAAAUAUGGUUCUGAUUAAUAUGACAAUACGGCGCUCCGUUCACUGCUCAGUGGAUGUGAAUGACAGUUUCGUUUCUUUGAUCCUUCCAUCAGUAACCUUUGAAGAUGCUGGGAACUAUUCCUGCCAGUGGAAAAAUCAGACAUGCCAUUUUCAGCUAGAGGUGAUAGCAAAGACAGUUGUUUUCCAUUGGAUGAUUUGGUCUGUAGCACUGGGAUAUAUAUUUGUCUGCCUCAGCUCCCUGGCUUGCUUUCUGUGGCUCCGGCAAGUUAUCCGAGCUCAUAGACAACAGAUGAAGUUAAUGAGUCCUGCCAGAAGAAGAUACUUUUAUGCUAAACGGAACAAGAGAUAUACCUCCAGUAGGACUGUGGUAUCCCCAGCAAAUGAUGAUGUCACAGAGCAAGUUGAUGCCUUCUCCUAUGAAAACGUGCUGCCAAGUAUGCGUGCGCAACGUGGCCAAAGGUUACUGCAGAAAGGGAAAAUCUUGCCCAAUACCCUCAAGAUGGAAGAUGAAGAAUACGAAUGCCCUGAUAGUGAAACUGAGCUCAAGUCAGAUGAUGAUAACUAUGAAAAUACCCAAGAAGAAGUGAAACAGGGAGAUGUGGUUUUGAACGAUAUGCUCAUUUAUGAAAAUAACAAGGACGAGGUGAAAUCUGAUUUCUACAGUGGGAAAUCAGCUGACUCAUGGUAUUCCAACAAAACCCAGCAGGUUCUUGAGAAUAUGACCCAAGACCAAGACCCUAUUGCUGAAGACAAUGAAAACUAUAUAAACUUGGAAGAAGAGUGUCCUAUGAACUCUGGUACAGCACGACUCAUAGCAGGUUUACGCUUACAGCUGGCUUUGGACCCCCCUAUAGACAGGCAGGAUGGGGGCAGUGAACCUUCUACAGGCUCCCAGUCCUAUGAAGAGAUGAAUGGAUCCUUAUGUCCCACUGCAAGCAAACUUUUCCACCUACAUACCAACACAAGCAAUGAAGAUGAUGCUGAUUCCUAUGAGAAUAUGGAAAGCCCCACGAGCCUCAAUUCACGGAGAGAAGGCACCUUGGAUCCACAUGGAGAAGGUAUUCUCUUUGGUUCCAGGUGGCAACAUAUCCCUGUUCCUUUUGGGGCUGAUCUCAGAGGUGGGCUGCUGUGCUCAGACUAAUAUUGCCACAGCACAGGACCAAGCUGGGAGCAAUUCCUUUCUUUUUGAAAUUAAAGGUAUUUCUACCCAGAAUUCCACUCUGUUGCUCCAGACGAUGAGGCAUGUUGGAUCCCCUCAGAGCAGAGGAAUAUGUUAUAUGCCAGUGCUUCUAGAAUAUGAGAAGAAGGAGCUGGGGGAUUAGACUUGUAUCUGAUCUCCAGCAGCUGGAGCAAUGAAGAAUUCCAGGAAGCAGAAGGGGGUUUGGCUGGAGACACAACUUUUUCAGGAAUCGAAAGUGUUGAGACUAUGAAAACAUUUCUUUUGUUCCACAAUUGCUUCUAAACAAAAGGGCAUUUAAAAGAAAACAAAAAGCAGUUUAUGGAUCCGAUGAAUCAGCAAUGAAUUGGCAGGAUAAUAUUACUCAGAGAAUCAUGCUGUAGAACAACAAACCUCACCUCAUCACAGUCACAUGCUAUCCAGACUGUUGAUUUAUUAGCUGUUGUGACGAGCAUGAAGCUAACCCUCCUUCAUUUAAGACAGUGUUGAUUGGUGCUCAUGGCGAUCACAAAACCUCCCUUCAUUGCCAUACAUUAAAGCAGCAUUUCAAGUGAAAAGCGUAAUAUUAUAAAUGAUCCUUUAACAAAGGGAUCAGUAAAUAUUUUGCUAAAUAAUGUUUCUUUAAUUGAAAAAGAUAUUCAAAUGCCAUGAUGUGUCUAUACCUACAAAGAU